CUCCCCAAGAAGUUUCCUCCUGCCUCUGUCUCUCUGCUCUCCCCUGGAGAAAUGGCUCGGCCAGCCGCAGCAGUAGCGACAGUGGUUGCUCUGCUCCUCCUGCAGGUGCCUGCCUCGCCGUCAGUGGCCGAGGCGGCAAUCGGUGGCCGGUCGCCGGCAGCCAUUCCACAGCUUGGGUACGAGCUGUGGAGAAAGGCAGCCUGGUCCGGUCCGAAGGCCAUGAUCAAGCAGCCGUUCGGUGCACCCGACAAAGACCGGCUGGGCAGCGCGGCGGCCGACAACGCCGGCCUCGUCGUCUACAACCUCUCCGUCGGCUACACGAGGGAGGUCUCCUCCGGCAUCGUCGACAUUGUCACCGACUUCAUCUGGGUGCCAUGCCCGCUAUCCGGAUUCACCGAAGUUUACUGCGCCACCCAGACGUGCCGGAUGGCACUCGACAAGGAGGACGCCUGCGGCAACACCAACGGCUACACCUGCCGGUACGCGUACCAGUACGGACCAGUGAUCGGCACCACCGGCUACAUCUCCGCCGAGGAGGUCACUGCCGUCGGGACGCCCAUCACCGGCCGGGUGUUGUUCGGCUGCAGCAUCACCAGCAUGGUGCCAUUCGACGGCGAGUUUGGCGUGCUUGGGUUCAGCAGGGGGCCCUACUCCCUCCUGUCGCAGCUCAAGAUCUCCAGGUUCUCCUACUUCAUGCUGCCCGACGACGUCGACAGGCCCGGCUCCCAGAGCGUCGUCCUCCUCGGCGACGACGCGGUGCCCCAGACCAACAGCAGCCUCUCCACGCCGCUGCUCCGGAGCAAAGCGUACCCCGACCUGUACUACGUCAAACUCACCGGCAUCAUGGUCGACGACAAGACCCUGAGCGGCAUCCCGGCGGGGACGUUCGACCUCGCCGCCAACGGCUGCUCCGGUGGGGUGGCCAUGAGCACGCUCUCCCCCAUCACCAACUUCCACCCGGCCGCCUACAACGCCUUGACGCGGGCGCUGGCGAGCAAGAUCAAGUCACAGCCAGUCCGUGCGAAAGCCCGCGACGUGGCCGAGCUGUGGCUGUGCUACAACAUCCAGUCCGUCGCCAACCUGACGUUCCCCAAGAUCACGCUGGUGUUCGACGGCGUUGACGGCAGGCCGGCGCCCAUGGAGCUCACUACGGCGCACUACUUCUUCAGGGAAAACUCCAGCGGGUUGCAGUGCCUCACCAUGCUGCCCACGCCGGCGGGCUCGCCGGUCGGCUCCGUCCUGGGAAGCCUGCUGCAGACGGGCACCCACAUGAUCUACGACCUCCGCGGCGGCUCGCUGACUUUCGAGAAGGGCGGGUCGCCGGCGGCUUCCCAGAAGGGCGGCGCGGCGGCUCCGCCGACGAACCCGCAGGUAUCGCUCAUGGUGAUCCUUGCUUUGGCGCUGCUCCUCGUCUAGCGGAACCAUGCAUUAUUCGCGAGUGCAGCUAGAUAGGCCUCUUUCGAUCGGUUAGUCAAGGCAGAUUGCCUGCGCUGCGUGUGAGCUCUAUAUGCUAGCUCAUGUAAUCAUCAUCAAGUACUAGUACCUAGCGCCUUUUAAUUUGCUCUUUAGUUGUGUUAUUGCUUCUGAACCUGACAUUUGGGAUUCUGUAAGAUGAACUGCGUGGUUUCGUUCGAGCUAA
Messenger RNA from Aegilops tauschii subsp. strangulata, 1639 nucleotides. RefSeq names its product aspartic proteinase nepenthesin-1-like. The record is from RefSeq and is a predicted model, not a curated record. Lineage: Eukaryota; Viridiplantae; Streptophyta; Magnoliopsida; Poales; Poaceae. Gene Ontology annotation, cellular component: extracellular region.